This is a messenger RNA of Caenorhabditis sp. 36 PRJEB53466, 5171 nucleotides long. The record is from the annotation of a GenBank genome assembly. Lineage: Eukaryota; Metazoa; Nematoda; Chromadorea; Rhabditida; Rhabditidae.
AUGGCACCUUCGGAUGCCAAUGAUAGCUUUGAAACGCAUCACUGGAAGUCGGAGUUUGCUUCCAGUCGAUCCGGACGCAACUCCCCCAACAUCUUCGCUCAAUUCCGCAGAAAACUGCUUCUGACGCCUCCGGUCCGAAACGCCCGAUCCCCGCGGCUUACCGAGGAGGAAUUGGAUGCUCUCACCGGAGAUUUGUGAGUCUUUGACCUGUAUAUUUAUUCAAAUUACCCUCUUCAUGCAACAGAUGGACUUGCGUAGACGGGAUGUGGUUCUUGUUUGGACUGUACCGGGGGGAGGGUACCAACAAAUAUGUAUAAGCAUUGGGGAAACGGGGAGUAGAAGAAGAACAUAGAAAGUAUCAGAUGACUUGGAGGGCAAGAAAUCUGAGUACGUAUCGGUCAUUCAAGACUUUCGACUUUCGACUUCCCGCUAGGUGAACGACCUUCCUCCCUUCUUUCUUUUCCACCCAUCAACCAUCCAUUUCCCCAUAGUUUACUACUUUUUUAUCAGUCCAUUUUAUCACAACUCCCCAUUGUAUAUCAUUCAACAACAAUAACAACCAAUUUAUAGGCCGUACGCAACGAAUUAUACGUACGCGUACAGCAAAAUCUACGACCCAACACUGCCCGAUCACUGGGAAGUGCCCAAUUUGGGCGGAGGACCAUCGCCCGGAUAUCUGACCGAACAGGAACAUUUUUCGGCAGCCAGUCUCAGCAGACAGCUGCUCUACAUCCUUCGAUUCCCGCUGUAUCUGGUACUCCACGCAAUCACCUACAUCUUGGAGGCGUUCUACCAUCUCAUCAAGAUUGCCACGUUCUCGUUGUGGGAUUAUAUCCUGUACUUGAUCAAUUUUGGUAAGUUUUUGAGAGUUGCGUCAAAUUUGAAACUACGAGUGCAUUUUAUUCUCAAGUGAGUAGAGUAGCACAACAUUUCUGUGAUUUUGAACGUUUCCUGUCUUUGAGCUAAUUUUAUUGAAAACUGCUGUGAAAUUAUUAAUGUCUUUUAAGAACCGGCCAGAAGAUGAUGUAGACUCGACUAUAUGGGGUUUACUAAAGUUUCUACAGUAUUUCUGACGUAUCUUGAACACAUUUCACUCGACCUUGCUUCUAGAAAAUCAGAAGCAGUAGUAAACACUGUUCUACGUCAGAAUGCUGUUUACUAAACAGCAUUCUGACGUAGAACUUACAGCAGUUUGCAAACAAUAACCAGAGCCUCAUUCUACUUCAAUCCAAUACUAAUCUAUUUCAUUUUCAGCCAAGUCCCGUUUCGAAGCCUAUCAAGACAACCGCCGCCGCACCGCUCUAAUCCGCAUCCGUCAAGAACCAUUUACUGCUAAAGCAUCGCGAUAUUUUCUAUCCAUCUGGGAGAUUAUCACUUACAUCGUGCUUGCCCCUAUCAGAAUGAUCAGGAACAGAAAUAAUGGAGUGGAGCAGUACAACUACACAUCUAUCAAGGAUCAGCUGGAGAACGAGAGGGCUAGCAGAAUGGUUACCAGAUCGCAAACUCUUGCGAGAAGCCGCAGAUUCGAAGGGCUUUCGCAAUCCCCGGCCCGUCACUACUCCCCAGCCGUCACCACCAGCACCAUCACGCGAAUUACUAAAAGAGUUUUUGGAGAUGGAGAUUCUGAUGCGUCUGCGAUUGUGCCAAGCACUCCAACCACUUCGGCUGCUGCAAUUUCUGGCUCUAGAACUGUCGCCGGUCGUUCGCUGACUCCAAGAAUCCGUGGAGUUCCUCAUGGCGGACGUGUUAGCUGGGGGAGCACUGACAGACCGGAAAGCUCGGCUUCUCAGUACGGUCUUCGCACUCGCGGUGGCGUGUUCAGCAACCUCAACUCUCCGGAACCAUCUUUCGACAUUGGACGCGCUGCUGCCACCUCUACUCCCUUGUACGCCAGCAACCUUGAGAGCACCGGAAACACCAGUGGAAUCUUUGAUACGCUUCAAACUGGUGUGCAGAACAUUGACGCUGGGAACAAGCUGCAGACUGCCGCGUCCUGGUUUGUCUACCUAAUUCUCUUGCCGUUUUUCGCUCUGAAGCACGUCGCCUACACGUUCUACGACUACGGAUACAGUGCCUACAUGAAGAUUGUCGAAUUUGAACCGGUUCCUUGUGACCCUAUCUAUGCCGAGUGAGUUAUUCCUUCUCAAAAGUUGAUUUGUUUGCGAGAAGUCUUGUCUGAAUCUACUCUCUUUAGCGUACAGUUGAACAGCAUUGUAAUUUUGACGAAGUGACAGAUUGUCAACACAAAUUGAGCUUACAAUGAAAUUGACUUCUCGUGCGGAAUCUGGUUAAUUUUCUCCAUUAUGCAAUUACCGUGUCGGCUGUAGACUGUUGUGGUGAUGGCUGGGGGACUAGAAAAUUCUUCGCCGUGUUCUUCUCGGGGACGUUUCAGCUUUCUCGAAAAUUGCACAUUAAAAGUUGUAGAACAUUUUUUAUUUUCAGUGAAGAAGCAGAAAAUGAUGCAAUCGCUGCGGCGGCCGCUGCACAGCUCCUCGCCCCACUGGACCCAACGGCUCAGGCCGAACUCCAAUUCACCUCAUGGACCGACACUGUAUUCGAGUGUUUCGGAACCAUUUUCACAAGUAUUACUAACUUUGCAUACGACGUUGUUGAAGUUUUUGUUGCUGGACUCCAAGACAUUGGAUCUUAUGCUUUGAAAACUAUCGGACUCGGAGGCGAGAGAAAACGGGAAAGGGUCCACGUGCCAAGUCGCUUCUCCUGGUGCAACAUCUUUGGAAUCCUCUUGGCUCUGCUCCUUGCAUUCCUUCUGUUUGGCUUCCUGACUUCGGAUAACACGGCGAUCCGCGCAAAGGAAUUGGACGGACACCCUCCGAUUAAAGUGAAUACGUCGCAGUUUAGUGACGGUGAUGCUGGUUUUCCGAUCGCUCCAAUUUUUGCCACAACCAAGAAACACGUCACGCACUACGCUUGGAUGAUUAAGGAAUACUUUAUCGAUCUUGGUGAGCCCUGUCUGAUGAUCAAUUUCUUACUGUACACAUUUCCAGCAUUCUCCGUCUACAACGCUCUGACACCGGUGGCAGCUUGGGUUGCAACUUUACCAGGAUACGUCUACCAUCAAAUUAGCAAUGCGGCGUACUUUGUGCUUGAUUUCACUGGAACAUUCUUCACUUCGAUUCGUGAUUUCCUCUGGAGUUCUGCGACCUACCUCAAUGACAAAAUCAUCUCACUGACCAGAUACUUGAACAAAGCAAUUUUCGGAUUCUUCGGAGGAUCGUACGAUUGGGUUGCUGAUACUGGUGAGUUCCACAGCUCAAAAAUUACAAUUCGUCAAUUUUUAAACAAAACGCUUCCAGCUGACUCUACUUUGACCUCCGUCUCCAAUUUCUCACUGGCCCUUUCAAAAACCUGGUGGGAGGUGAUUGACACCGUCUAUCUGAACGUCUUGGAAAACUUUCAGUGGGCAUAUCACACCUUUUGUGAGUACUUGACCAAAUGUUUCUAGAAUUUAUCAAAAUUAACUUUCAGAUGACAAUGUGAUCGCUCCAGUUAUCCACUUCUUCACCAAGCUCGCCGGGAACUACCACGAGAUCAUUGUGCAACCUGUUGUGAACGCAUUCAAGUAUCUGUGGAGCCUUGUUCUCAGUGGAGCUAACAGUGCGGUCCGAGCGGUUGGAUGGUGCAUUGGCACGUUCCUGUACUGGAUCACGUACUCCUUCAAAUAUAUCGCCGUUGUCUGGACUCUCAUUUCCAAAUACGCUCCGAACGAAAUGAACCAAGUGAUCCCGAUCCCACAGGCCGUCAUCCCAACGCCAGAGCUCGAAGUGCUUCAAAAGAAAACGGAAGUGGAGGAUCAAGAGCUGACAAUCAAACCGUCGCCAGCUCCGGCACCUAUUCCCAUCCCAAAUCAAGCUCCAGUCAUCAUUCGUGAAACCAAAGUUGUUGAGACGGUUGACAAGGAUAAGAUCAUCAAAGAGGUGACGGAGAAGGUAAUUUCUUACUGAUACUCUACAUACACAUUUCAAUUCGUUCGAUUCUCAAUACAUAAUAAAGUUGUUGCACAAUAAUUCUCUAAAUAUUUUUCUUAUAGCUGCGUGCCGAGUUGUCUGCCGAAUUUCAAAAAGAGCUGAACAUCAAGAUUGAACAAAACUACAAGGCAAUCAUUGAGCAGCUGAAAUCUGACAUGCCCACCGCUCAAAUUCACGUUGAUAAUUCUCAUCUGGAAGAGCUCAUCCGUCAGCUGAUCUAUCAGUAUGACGCUGAUAAGACCGGACAAGUGGAUUUCGCGAUGGAAACUUCCGGCGGGUCGGUGAUUUCCACGCGAUGCAGUGAAACCUAUCACAGUGAGACCAGACUGCAAAAGUUCUGGAACAUUCCGAUUUACUACUUCGACUACUCACCGAGAGUCGUUAUUCAAGUACGCCUUGUUUCCUUUAUACAAAAAAAAGCAAUUCUGAUGAUGUUUCAGCGCAAUUCCAAAUCGUUGUUCCCAGGAGAGUGUUGGUGCUUCAAAGGAUCUCAUGGAUACAUCGCUGUGGAACUUUCAACUUACAUCGACGUCACCAGCAUCAGUUACGAGCACAUUCCACCACAAGUCGCUCCCGAAGGAAACCGUACCAGCGCGCCAAAGGACUUGCUCGUCUGGGCUUAUCGCAACAUCGAUGACAUGCAGAGCCGAGUGCUGAUUGCCAGGAACACGUAUCAUCUGGAUGCGCCGCCAUUGCAGUUCUUCUUUGCUGAUGUAAGUUUUGUUUCCUAGUUGUCCCUUUCUGCGCUCAAAGUGAAUUCAGUCCCGAAACGUGAAAUUGUCCGGUCUGGCUCGACCCGGCAGGUUCCAAUGAUUCAAAAGUUUGUUUGAAUGUUGGCGGAACAAUAGAUCGCAGUUCUGGCGCUUACUUUUAAAAACUUUUCCGCUCUCGUUUUUCAAUUAUUCAAAAGAAAACUUGUUCAAGGUGCUACCGGUUGUCUCGCCUGUCACGCGGCAUUCUAAGAUGUAGCAGUUUUUGUUUCGAGCAGUUGACAUUUGGGCACACCCUUUUUGCUUUCUACCGCGUCGUACUCCUGAAAAAAAAUCAUACAUUUUUCAGAAAAAACCAUCGUUCCCAGUCAAGUUUGUGGAACUCGAGGUGACUAGCAACUACGGAGCAGACUACACUUGCCUCUACCGACUUCGAGUCCACGGAAAAACUGCAAAUUUUAACGCUCAACCUUGA